Malus domestica (apple) is the source of this 699-nucleotide messenger RNA. The record is from RefSeq and is a predicted model, not a curated record. NCBI's taxonomy places the organism in Eukaryota, Viridiplantae, Streptophyta, Magnoliopsida, Rosales, Rosaceae.
AUGUGUAAUGGGUUGUUGUGCUGUGCUGAGCCUCACAAGGAUGGCUCUGGGCCUACUUCUUAUUUUGUUUGUAAUCCUGCUUCUGGCCAAACCAGAACAGCUCUAGUUUUAGAACCUCAAGCCAACUUGAAAUUAAUAGCUGUGAACUUGGCUUUUGAUCCACUGAAAUCAGCCUUUUACAAUCUGAUUUUUGUUGCUGAAGAAUCACUGUCUUUAGGGUCGCAGAAGAUGAUCAGGAUCGACAUCUACUCUUCCGAGACUCAAUCUCGUAGACAAGUGCUGAAUAGAAAUGCCCCAGCUUGCAACCGGCGGGCUCACACGCAGGUUGAUUAUUUUGGACAGUCCGGGGGACGCUUGCUUUUUGUAGGAGUCUGCAGGCAGUUAAACACUCCCUUCAAGGUCUUUGAACUGCAGCAAGACAGGUCCGGGUGGUUUUUGAAGUACGAGAGUGAUUGCAGUACUCUGAUUGGGAGGACAAGGGUUUGUCAGUUUUCAGUUGUGACGGUGCUUGAUAGCGAAAGGGAAGAGGACAUCAGUAUUGUGGUGAAAGUACCAGGGGGUGUGAUCCUGUAUAAUGUUAAGAAAAAGACCUCAAGGAAGCUCCGGGAUCUGCUACAAGGUUGCCCUUGCAAUUUUUGGACAUGGAGUUACAUGAGGGGUAAAGCCUACCAAUGGACUGAGACCCUUGCCUCCAUUUGA